This is a messenger RNA of Myripristis murdjan (pinecone soldierfish), 2733 nucleotides long. It is a transcript of the gene got2b, whose product is annotated as glutamic-oxaloacetic transaminase 2b, mitochondrial. Lineage: Eukaryota; Metazoa; Chordata; Actinopteri; Holocentriformes; Holocentridae. Gene Ontology annotation, biological process: biosynthetic process; L-aspartate catabolic process. Gene Ontology annotation, cellular component: mitochondrion. The record is from RefSeq and is a predicted model, not a curated record. The transcript is spliced from 10 exons. Gene Ontology annotation, molecular function: L-aspartate:2-oxoglutarate transaminase activity; pyridoxal phosphate binding. Bases 112 to 1398 code for a protein of 428 amino acids.
UGGCCGUUCGCUGUGACGUAAGCGCGUAUCCAGAGCGUAGCAACGUGGUGCUGCCUGCCCUUCACAUCCCUCCACAUCCUGCCCAGCUCUGCUCCCAAACGCUACACAGCCAUGGCCCUCCUGAAGUCAAACAAGGUCCUCUACUGUCUCGGGAAUGUUUCCCCAUCCCUGGGAGUUCUCUCCAGCCGUAACAGCUCAUGGUGGGGUGGUGUGCAGAUGGGCCCCCCUGAUCCCAUCCUGGGGGUGACCGAGGCCUUCAAGAGGGACACCAACCCCAAGAAGAUGAACCUUGGGGUGGGGGCCUACAGGGACGACCAGGGCAAGCCCUAUGUGCUCAACUGCGUCCGUAAGGCAGAGGCUGUGAUUGCAGAGAAGAAGCUGGAUAAGGAGUACCUUCCCAUUGGUGGGCUGGGGGAGUUUGCCAAGGCCUGUGCCCAGCUCGCUCUGGGUGCCGAUAAUGAGGUCUUGAAGAGCGGCAGGAAUAUUACUGUCCAGACCAUCUCAGGAACUGGAUCUCUGCGCAUUGGAGCCAACUUCCUGUCUCGUUUCCAUGGUGGUCCCCGUGAUGUGUACCUGCCCAAGCCCUCCUGGGGUAACCACACCCCCAUCUUCAGAGACGCUGGCAUGCAGCUCAAAGCGUACCGAUACUACGACCCCUCCACCUGCGGCUUUGACUUCAAAGGAGCUCUUGAAGACAUUUCUAAAAUCCCAGAGCAGAGUGUGAUUGUGCUGCACGCCUGUGCUCACAACCCCACUGGUGUGGACCCCAGACCUGAACAGUGGAAGGAGAUCUCUGACCUUGUGAAGAAACGGAACCUGCUUGUGUUCUUUGACAUGGCGUACCAAGGCUUUGCCAGCGGAGACAUUGAUCGUGAUGCCUGGGCCGUGCGUCACUUCAUUGAACAGGGUCACAACAUCGUCCUGUCCCAGUCCUUUGCCAAGAACAUGGGUCUCUAUGGUGAGCGUGUAGGAGGGUUCACCGUGGUGUGUAAAGAUGCAGAGGAGGCCAAGAGGGUGGAGUCUCAACUUAAGAUUCUCAUUAGGCCCAUUUAUUCCAACCCACCAAUGAAUGGCGCCAGAAUUGCCACAACCAUUCUGAACACACCAGAGCUGCGUGCAAUGUGGUUGGAGGAGGUCCACGGCAUGGCCAAUCGCAUCAUCAAGAUGAGGGAGCAGCUGGUGGCUGGCCUGAAAAAGGAGGGCUCCAGCCACAACUGGCAGCAUGUCAUCGACCAGAUUGGCAUGUUUUGCUUCACAGGCCUCAAACCUGAACAGGUUGAGCGCCUGACAAAGGAGUUCUCAGUGUACAUGACCAAGGAUGGCCGAAUUUCCAUGGCAGGUGUGAGCUCAGGCAAUGUGGGAUACCUGGCACACGGAAUCCACGCAGUCACCAAGUAGAGCGGAUCCCGAAAGAGGAGGACAAAAUCAAAGCAGCAAUGUUAAAAGAGGAGCUUCAUGUAUCAUUUCUCUCUCCCUUUUCCCUCCCAUUCCAUCUUUAGAAAAAGAGCUGUAUAAUAAGGUAGACAUUUUAUCGAUUGGAUUUCAUCAGUGAGCUCAAUUUCAACUUAUAAAUCUCUAUUUUCACGAUUGUUGAACAGUUUGAUUUCCAGUUGGUCCCUCCCCUGUUUUUUUUUUUUUCUUUCACGGGACAGCCAGCCAUGACAGGUUGUAAAAGACACGUUUCCCCCCACUACUGACUGAGCUGAUGUCUUCAUUGUCUUGUCUGUGCUUAUUUAUUGUGUGAAAUUAAGUGUUGGCUGUAUGCUGAUGUUAGUGCUUUGUGUGUCUGCUGUGGGCCCGCUCGUUAGAAGACAAAAAGCAACCAACUCUGCACGCUGUGACCUGUUGCUACAUGAACGACUGUAGUUGAAAGUCUCUAAGUUCUGUUUUUCCCCCCUCUGAUGCUGACACUGUUGUAGUAGUGAGGUUUUGUAGCACUUUAUGAGUGAUAAGGCACUGUUUUAUUUGUGAGAUUAGACUGGCACUCUGUAUUAUCAUUGAGCUAUACUGUAGUAACAAGCAAAUAUUUGUCAGUCAGCCAAUCAAUCCGCUAUCGGUCUAAUCUACAGUUCAUCUGAAGUAAUCAGUCAUUCAGUAAUUUGGUCUCCUCACUGUCUGUCUCUUUGGAAUUGCCCUGUCUUAUCUCCCUUUUAUUCAAUUUACUCUCCCUGUAUGAACUGUUAAUCUUAUUUUUUGGCAUCUCAGUCUAGUUGGUUGCAAGGCACCAGGGUUCUCAGUCAGUCUUUUUAAUGCUCUUACUAGGAGAGUCAUGAGAGGUAAACACGGUACAGAGAGGGGUCGAGUUGUAUAAUUUCCCUGAAUUCAGUUUUCCACCCUAUUUCUCCAUCAUGGCUCUGCAUCCAAUGUUGCAUUUGUUUUUGUUAUGUUUGUAUGUAACACCUGUACAAAUGUAUCAGUGUGGUGAGAGGAUAAAAAUGGGUGGGGUACGUAAUUGGGUUAACACCACCCAUAACCUAGUGGUCAGUUUGUGAAGAAACAAGCACACUUUGCUGCAGGAAUUAGACUCUGGACUUCUAUGUCUGAAUCUGUCCAUUAUCAAGACUGGGGGGAUAGAGGGUGUUUAAGGAAUGUGGGGGAUUUUUCCUCCGUCUCUACUCAUGUUUCAUAAACUGGGCACUUAGCCUCCGUGUUUUGCAUUCUGUCAUAGAGUAAUGGACCAUUGGUCAUGUACCUCUCUCUGAACAAACAAUAAAUACUAGAAGAAAUAUUUGA